AUGGACACCCUACUGACAGCGGACAUUGUGGUCAACUCUCCCCGAUUUCGGCGGAAGUCAUCCACCUUCGUUGAUGCGAUCCACGAUCUACCGGAAAAGGCAGAUCUAGCCCCGGCCCAGCUGUAUAGUACGGAGUCGGGCCGUCUAUUCCAUUCCGGUCGGAUCGUCAUCAUCACCGUGGGCCUACCAGCGCGGGGGAAGACGUUCGUCUCACCAGCUCAGUAUGGAAUCAUGAAUCGAGCUAACUCAGAUGGUUCCGAUUUAGACAUAUCUCGGUUGCCCUCGCGCGCUAUCUCCGAUGCAUCGGCUUCCUCGGUUCUUUUACGACAGAAGAUAGUAAAGAGAUGUCGUGAAGACAUCUACCAGUUCUUGAACGAGGAAAAUGGCCAGAUCGCCAUUUAUGAUGCCGUCAAUCCUCUAGCAUCCGGGAGAAGGUCUCUUGCCAAGGAAUUCGCUAAACAUGAUAUUGAAACGCUCUUUAUUGAAUCGUGGUGCGAUGAUGAACGCAUUAUCGAGGAGAAUGUUCGUCGAGUGAAAAUCUCUUCACCAGAUAUGAUCAACGCAGGGGAGAGAUUGAUUGUGAACAACCGGAGCUUCGGUUACUUGUCCCACCGGAUUGUGUUUUAUCUCCUCAACCUCCACAUCAAAGAUAGACACACUUAUUUUGCACGCGCUGGCGUUUCUCUGGAAGCAGACUCCUACAAAGCAGACGCGUCGUUGUCUGAGAAAGGGGAGCAUUAUGCUAAGAAGAUGACCGAGUGCCUGCUAAAGCAUAGGGAGUCUGAGAAACAGGCUAUGAUUGAUCAAGGUGAGACUGAUUACGAGUUGAAGCCUUUGACCGUUUGGACGUCUACAAGGCGCAGAACAAUCGAGACCGCCAAGUACCUCUAUGAGUCAGGCUAUAAGGUACGGCAACGGUCACAGCUUAGCCAGCUCAACCCUGGCGUCUGCGAGAAAAUGUCAGAGAAGAGAAUCCGGGAAGAAUACCCGGAGGAGGUGGCAAAGCACGAACUUGAUCCCUAUCACCAUAGGUAUCCCCGUGCAGAAUCAUAUCACGAUCUCGCCGUGCGUCUGGAGCCCAUCAUCCUGGAACUUGAGCGCGAGCAGAAUGAUCUUCUCAUAAUUGCCCAUGAAAGCGUCUUGAGAGUUCUAUAUGGCUAUCUGAUGGCAUGCAAUGCCGCGGAUAUCCCAUUCUUAGAGUUCCCGCGCGACGAGAUCAUCGAGAUCAUUCCCGAGAGUUAUCAAAAUGAGGCACGCCGCAUCCAUAUUGACGAUCUGCCGGAUGAGAUCAUCCCGGGGUCACCUCAGGACAUCAAAAUCCCCGUGCCCCCUAGUGGAGUGAAUACUCCUUUGAUGGGAGGCCUAGGUAGCCCGAAAGAAGGGUUUUCGACUCCUCAAAGUGGUCUCCGGACCCCUCGCGAACCCGAGAGAAUUUCGCAGCAGCACGUGGAAGAUGUCGUUUAG
Aspergillus terreus NIH2624 is the source of this 1464-nucleotide messenger RNA. RefSeq names its product bifunctional fructose-2,6-bisphosphate 2-phosphatase/6-phosphofructo-2-kinase. Gene Ontology annotation, cellular component: cytosol. The record is from RefSeq and is a predicted model, not a curated record. Gene Ontology annotation, biological process: fructose 2,6-bisphosphate metabolic process; fructose metabolic process. Gene Ontology annotation, molecular function: 6-phosphofructo-2-kinase activity; ATP binding; fructose-2,6-bisphosphate 2-phosphatase activity. The coding region runs from base 1 to 1464 and encodes 487 amino acids. Lineage: Eukaryota; Fungi; Ascomycota; Eurotiomycetes; Eurotiales; Aspergillaceae. The transcript has 8 exons.